CAUAUCCAUAUCUUUGACACAUAUGGUUUGAGACAAAAGGUGAACAUGGCCAGGAUCUUCAAUCAGGAUGUGGAAUUUGUACGAACGGGGUAUGGGAAGAAUUCCGUGAAGGUUCUUCAUAUCCGACGAGAGGGGACGCAUCACUACAUUAAGGAGAUAAAAGCUGAUGUACAACUGACACUGAAGACACGCAAGGAUUAUCUGAAUGGGGACAAUGGUGAUAUCAUUCCCACUGACACCAUUAAGAACACUGUGCACGCACUGGCCAAGUUAAAAGGGAUCAAGACAAUAGAAGAGUUUGCUAUGGACAUCUGUGAACACUUCCUGACUUCUUUCAAACAUGUCACAAGAGCCAAGGUGUACAUUGAAGACAUGCCAUGGAGGAAGCUGAGGAAGGAUGGUGCUCAGCAUGCCCAUGCAUUCAUCUUCAGCCCAGAGGCUUGGCGGUUCUGUGAUGUUGAACAAUAUCGAAAUGAGAACCCUGUAAUCCACAGUGGUGUGAAGGACAUGAAGGUUUUGAAAACAACCCAGUCAGGCUUCGAGGGAUUCUUGAAGGAUCAGUUCACCACUUUGCAGGAUGCCAGAGACAGGUUCUUCUGUACCACAGUGCAUGCCCGCUGGCGCUACAAUAAGGACAGAAACAUGUCCUUCGACACCACCUGGAAAACCGUAAAAGAUACCAUUAUCGAGAAGUUCGCUGGCCCAUUCGACCGUGGCGAAUAUUCUCAGUCGGUACAGAAGACACUUUAUGACACUCAACUCCUAGUUUUCAGCAGAGUCCCAGAGGUGGAAGAAAUUGAGAUAAUCAUGCCAAAUCAGCAUUACUUCACUAUAGACAUGACAAAGAUGGGUAUCAACAACAAGGAUGAGGUCUAUCUACCUCUGGAUAAUCCCUCAGGAAACAUCACUGGGACUGUAAGAAGAAAACGUGCUAAACUCUAAGAGGAGUCAGAAACAGAAAAAAAAUAUAUUGAGUAACUUCUCUGAAAAGAGAACAUACUCAUUACCCUAUAGACUAAAUUAAAGUGAAUCUUUCCACAUUGACUUAAUUUUCUUCACUAGAACUGAAUUAUAAUACACUGCAACUACUUUGUGGGAUAAAAUAUGGAAACAUCAAUACAAUUUAGGUUUACCAAUGGAUUUUUAUAAAAUCAGUUGAAAGUAGCUGCACUGAAGAUUCACACACACACACACACACACACACACACACACACACACACACAC
This is a messenger RNA of Scleropages formosus (Asian bonytongue), 1224 nucleotides long. It is a transcript of the gene uox, whose product is annotated as urate oxidase. Bases 46 to 942 code for a protein of 298 amino acids. The transcript is spliced from 8 exons. Gene Ontology annotation, biological process: purine nucleobase catabolic process; urate catabolic process. Gene Ontology annotation, molecular function: urate oxidase activity. Lineage: Eukaryota; Metazoa; Chordata; Actinopteri; Osteoglossiformes; Osteoglossidae. Gene Ontology annotation, cellular component: peroxisome. The record is from RefSeq and is a predicted model, not a curated record.